This is a messenger RNA of Striga hermonthica, 324 nucleotides long. NCBI's taxonomy places the organism in Eukaryota, Viridiplantae, Streptophyta, Magnoliopsida, Lamiales, Orobanchaceae. The record is from the annotation of a GenBank genome assembly.
AUGGCCAUUAUAAAGUGCAACAACAAGCUCUCACAACAAAAGGCAAUGGUUAAACAUCUUAUGAAGAGGUGCUCGAGCUUGGGCAAGAAAAACGGGUACUUAAACGAUCAAGGACUGCCGUUGGAUGUCCCGAAAGGGCACUUUGUGGUUUAUGUUGGGGAAAGUCGAAGCCGGUACAUUGUCCCUUUAUCGAUCUUGACCCAACCCGAAUUCCAGAGCCUGCUUCAAAGGGCUGAGGAGGAAUUCGGGUUCGAUCACGACGCGGGCCUUACUAUUCCUUGCGAUGAAGAGAUUUUCGAGUCCCUAACGUCGACGUUUAUGUAG